Acanthamoeba castellanii str. Neff is the source of this 1467-nucleotide messenger RNA. RefSeq lists its product as uncharacterized. The transcript is spliced from 5 exons. The record is from RefSeq and is a predicted model, not a curated record. Bases 1 to 1467 code for a protein of 488 amino acids. NCBI's taxonomy places the organism in Eukaryota, Discosea, Longamoebia, Acanthamoebidae.
AUGGUGGGGCUGUGGAGCUUCAGCGUGGUAGGCAACAGCGAAGAGCCGCGCAUCGGUUCUGCCUGGCCCUACGGCAACUACAACUCGGCGCGGCAGUCGGAGUGGGGCAAGUGGGGCGAGAAGUGGGGGCGGCGUGCCAUUACGAUCCCGCUGUUCACGGUGCUGUUCGUGGUGGCGGUCCCGCUGGCCCUGCUGCUGCUGCCCGUGGCCGUGGCCUGCGACAGCGCGCGUGGCUCUCGCUAUCGGCGGCAGCAGCCGCUGGCGCGCGUGCUGCUGUUCUUCGUGGCCUACCUCGCGGCGGAGAUGGCGGCCGUGUGGGUGUUCGGGCUGGGCGGCUACGUGGCGGGCCUCGCCCUCGGCUGCCUGGGUCCCGCGAGCCGGCGCUGGCGGCAGUGGUGCUACACCCACCAGCACUGGUGGGGCCACUACCUCCUCACCGCCGCCGCCCUCCGCCUCCUGGGCUGCCGCCAGCACCUCGACGGCGCACACCUCGUCACUCCCGGCGCCACCUACCUCACCCUCAUCCGCCACAACAGCUUCGCUGACACUCUCCUGCCCCAGGCACCCACCACUCCUCACCCAUCACUCCCCAUCACCAGCAUGACCGCCAUCAUCAUCAACAUCAUCAUCACUUCAGCAGCAGCAGCAGCAGCAGCAGCAGCAGCAGCAGCCAUCGUCCUCAUGACACUGACCCGUUUCUGGGGCGGCGGCGGCGGCGGUGGUGCGCACGUGCAGUACCUCUUCUCCGAUCGGUUCAGGAUGCGCUACGUGGUCAAGAAAUCGCUGCUGUGGGACGCCGGGCUGGACGUCAUGGGCAGCCGGACCCCCAACCUCUUCCUGGAGCGCGAGGCGGGCGCCGGCAUGGCGGACGAGCUCAAGGCCCUCACCAGCCUGCUCGACGACGCCCACCCGGAGCAGUCGGAGGACGGCACCACCGUGCGGCCCAACAUCAUGACCUGCAUCUGGCCCGAGGGCACCCGCUUCAGCAAGUCCAAGCGGGAGCACAUCCUCCACAAGCUGCGGGCCAACGUGGAAAAGUUGGAGAAACAGCAGAAGCAAGCAGGCGGCGAUGACGACGGAAAGGCGCUUGAGGUGGCGCGCGAGCUGCUGCGGAGGGCCGAAGCCCUCAAGUGGACGCUGCCCCCGCGGCUGGGCGGCGUGCUCGCCCUUUUCGAGAAGAACGAAGCCAAGGGGGCCGACAUCCUGCUUUGCGCCCACUCCGGUUUCGAGCAUGCGCGGGACUUCUUCGAGCUGGCCAACGGCGGGCUGCACAACAAAACCAUCCACGCCAAGCUGUGGCGCUUUGCGUGGAAGGACAUGCCCGCGACGAGAGAAGGCCGCAUCGAGUGGUUGUACGAGCGCUGGGCCGACAUGGACGCCUGGGUCGCCCAGCAGAAGGCCCGAGAGGAGGAGGAGGAAGAUGUCUCCCCGCCUCGAGCGAGCCGCCGGCGCCACAAAUCGGAGUGA